AUGGAGAGGAACAGAACAUUGCUCCUAACGCUUCUGAUCUUUGCUGCCUUUCCUGUUUCCUGCCUCUCUGAGUUUCCGACACCGCAACUGAUUAAAGAAUGGGUGGAUCAGAUGCAGCACGACCUCGUGACCUUGGCAGACGCGGCCAGCGCAGGAAAGCGCCUCGAACAGAUUUUUCUGGAUAACAGGAAUAUGUACACCGUAGAGUUCAAUAACGCAGCCCAGCUUGUGACAGACGCAGCCAGGAACAUCGAGAGCCUUCUGCUGAAGAGAAGAAAAGCUCUUGAGGCUCUGGCGGAGGCUGCAGAGAAUUUUCAGAAGGAGCAUCAGUGGAAAGAUGAUAUUAAUGUUAGUGAAAUCGUUUACUACAAUGCCAAGGACAAUCUGGAUAGUAAUUCGACGGAGGGCAGGAAAAACCGGAUUAUACCGGAUUUCAAGGAGGACCAAGGGUUUAAAAACCAGCUCACCUCAUACAACCAUACAGCAGUUCAUAUUCCCACUGAUAUAUACGAUGGCUCAACCAUAGUCCUGAAUGAGCUGAACUGGACGGAGGCCCUGGAGGACGUCUUUAAGAAGAACAGGGAGGAGGAUGACACGCUGCUCUGGCAGGUGUUUGGCAGUGCCACUGGACUGGCCCGUUACUACCCAGCUUCUCCAUGGAUGAAUGCCAGGAAGUCACCCAGUAAAAUAGACCUGUAUGACGUGCGACGCCGACCAUGGUAUAUUCAGGGAGCGGCCUCUCCAAAGGACAUGCUCAUUCUGGUGGAUGCGAGUGGAAGUGUGUCCGGAUUAACACUGAAACUCAUCAGAACUUCAGUCAGUGAGAUGCUGGAGACGCUGUCUGAUGAUGACUAUGUCAAUGUGGUUCAUUUCAACACUCAGGUGAAUAACACAGCCUGUUUUGAGCACCUAGUCCAGGCCAAUGUUCGUAACAAAAAGAUCCUGAAAGAUGCCGUAUUGAACAUCUCUGCUAAAGGCAUCACCAACUACACCAAGGGAUUUGAGUUUGCCUUCAAUCAACUCUUCGACCCAAAUGUGACCACAGCAAACUGCAACAAAAUCAUCAUGCUGUUCACUGAUGGAGGAGAGGAGAGGGCCCAGCAGAUCUUCAACACAUACAACGCUGAAAAAAAGGUGCGUGUUUUCACCUUCUCAGUGGGUCAGCACAACUAUGACACGGGUCCUAUUCAGUGGAUGGCCUGCAAGAAUAAAGGAUACUUUUAUGAAAUUCCUUCCAUUGGCGCUAUUCGUAUAAACACUCAGGAGUAUUUGGAUGUUCUGGGGAGACCCAUGGUACUGGGGCAGGCCAAACAAGUUCAGUGGACUAACGUGUAUUUGGACGCCCUGGGCUUGGGUCUGGUCAUCACAGGAACUCUGCCUGUCUUCAAUAAAACCGCCUCCAAAGAAGAUGGCUCUCAAAACCAGCGGCAGAACCAGCUGAUUCUGGGAGUGAUGGGAGUUGAUGUGUCUCUGGAUGACAUAAAAAGACUGACACCACGCUUCACUAUCAGCCCUAACGGUUAUUACUUCGCAAUCGAUCCCAAUGGAUAUGUGCUGCUUCACCCUAAUCUUCAGCCAAAGAAAAGGAUCCGGAACCGUCGGAUCAGGCUUAAUAACAAAUAUCCUAUAACCUUCCACGAGGAACCCGUAACCCUGGACUUCCUGGAUGCUGAGUUGGAAAAUGAAAUCAAAGUACAGAUAAGGACUAAGAUGAUUGAUGGGACGCGUGGGGAGAAGACCAUAGAGACACUGGUCAAAUCCCAGGAUGAAAGGUAUAUAGACAGAGGAAACAGGACCUACACGUGGACGCCAGUUAAUGGCACAGACUACAGUCUAGCUUUGGUCCUGCCUGAGUACAGUCUGCAUUACAUUAAAUCAAGUUUAGAGGGCACCAUGAAAGACUUAAAGGAGGCCAUGUGGCACAAAGUCUCUGAGACAAUGCAGCAGGACAAAUUUGACGAGUUUGGCUACACCCUCGUUGCACCUAGAGAGUACUGUAAGGAUCUGAAGACGACCAACAAUAACUCCCAGUUUCUGACUGAAUUCAAUUCCUUCAUCGACACCAGGACCAGCACGGAUGCCUCAUGUAAUCUAAUGCUGCUCAGCAGGUUGUUGUUAGAUGCAGGUCUGACUGCUGAGCUCGUCAAAAUCUGGAAAGAGCAAAGCAUAGAUGGUAUUACAGCCCGUUUUGUAGCCACUGAUGGUGGAAUCACUCGAGUCUAUCCUGAAAGUGCUGGUGAGGACUGGACAGAGAAUCCAGAGCCGUAUGAACUCAGUUUUUACAAGAGGAGCCUCGAUAAUGACAUCUAUAUCUUCACUGCUCCUUACAACAGCAAGGCUGCGGAGGCUGGUUAUGAGUCUAGCAUUCUGGUCAGUAAAGCAGUGGAACUGAGCAUUGACGGGGCCAGACUCAAACCAGCCGUGGUUGGUGUGAAGCUGAACGUGUCUGCGUGGAUGACCAGCUUCAUCAACGCCACCCUGAAGAAAGAUUGUAAGGAAGAGAUCUGUGGCUGUUCGCCGAACGAUCAGCAUGUGGACUGUGUGAUUCUGGAUGACGGAGGCUUCCUGCUCAUGUCCAAUCAGGAUUUAUAUAUCAAACGGAUUGGUCAGUUCUUCGGGGAGGUAGACUCGGUGGUGAUGAUCAGUCUGGUAGAGACAUCUAUGCUCUACUCCUUCAAUAAAACUUAUGACUACCAGUCUGUGUGUGACCCCAAGAAAGACGUCAAGGCUGCAGGCCUCAGAUCAGUCUAUGUGCCCUCUGUAACAGACAUGCUGAGCUUGGGUUGGUGGGCCUCCACAGCAGCCUGGUCAGUUCUCCAGCACCUGUUUCUCAGCCUGACUUUCCCUAAUGUGCUGACUGCAGCGUACACUGAAGAAGAUCACGCAGAUGCCUUCUUUAAAGAGAGCUGUAUCACAGAACAGACUCAGUAUUUUUUUAAAAAUGACAACAAAUCUUUCAGCGGCGUCGUGGACUGUGGAAACUGCUCAAGAAUGUACCGCGCUGAGAAGCUACCCAACACCAACCUGGUGUUUCUCAUCAGUGACGCCAAAAAAACCUGUACGUCCUGUGACCAGAGACCUUUGAAACAAGCUGAACAGCCCUCCACUGGUCCAGACCCUUGUAAACUGGCCAAGAACCCCCGGUACAGGAAGGGUCCUGACGCCUGCUUCGACAACAACGCUAAGGAGGACGCGUCUGACUGCGGAGGGGGGAGUUUUCUGACCCCGUGUCUCUGGACUCUGCUCACCCCUCAGCUGCUUCUACUGUGGCUGCUGUCCGGAACCACACACCUCCCAUCCUGA
Molecule: messenger RNA, 3303 nt
Organism: Chanos chanos (milkfish)
Lineage: Eukaryota; Metazoa; Chordata; Actinopteri; Gonorynchiformes; Chanidae
Product: voltage-dependent calcium channel subunit alpha-2/delta-1
Exons: 40
Coding region: 1-3303 (1100 amino acids)
Cellular component (GO): L-type voltage-gated calcium channel complex
Molecular function (GO): voltage-gated calcium channel activity
Source: RefSeq, a predicted model, not a curated record